This is a messenger RNA of Arvicola amphibius (Eurasian water vole), 660 nucleotides long. Its product is annotated as paired immunoglobulin-like type 2 receptor beta-2. Gene Ontology annotation, molecular function: MHC class I protein binding. NCBI's taxonomy places the organism in Eukaryota, Metazoa, Chordata, Mammalia, Rodentia, Cricetidae. The record is from RefSeq and is a predicted model, not a curated record. The transcript is spliced from 3 exons. The coding region runs from base 1 to 660 and encodes 219 amino acids.
AUGGCUCUGCUGGUCUCAUUUAGUGGAGGGAAUCGGGUCAUAGCGUGGGUCCUGCUUCUGCUGCUGACAGCUGUGUGCGUGCAAGCUGGGAACUCAGCAGGAUCCAACAGUGUAAAUGGCUAUUGGGUGGAGCAACCAGCAAGCCUCUCUGGUGUCCAGGGCGGCUCCAUCGAGAUCCCCUUCUCCUUCUACUUCUCUGGGGAAUUGGCAAAGGAUCCACAGAUGAGGAUUUUCUGGAGAUGGAAGAAAAUCAAUGGGAAAAUUAUCUACAACUCUUCCUCGGGAUUCAUACAUGAGCAUUUCAAGGACCUGAACUGGACACAGCCUCAGACAUCUGGAGUCCUCAGAAUUCUGGAUUUGAAGGAGACAGACCAGACAGUGUACAUCUGCCAAGUUCGUCUGAACACAAGAAAAGGCGUGCAGAUGUUUCAGUCGAAUGAUGGGACCCACCUCACCAUCACCCAUGCAGUCAGAACCACCACGAAGAGCCCCUCCAUCGUCACCUCUGCAGUCACCACGGCUGGCCUGGAGGACACAGAGGGACAGAGGAAUCCUUCUCUUGUAAACAUAGUAGCCAUGGUGGGGGUGGGGGUGGCCACGGCUGUGCUCAUAACGCCAGUCUGUGUAUUGAUGAUCUUCCUCUGGUGUAAACAAAGGUAA